AUGGCGCUGCCGAACUCUUACGCGCAAAUCCUGAACGAUCUUAAUCGCGACGUGGUGCGUUUCAGGCCGCUCGACCCCCUUCAAUUUUGCGCCAACUGGUUCAAUCAGCGACUGGAGAAUGAGCGCAAGGCUACCUUAGCUCGUGGUGCAGAUGGCACAGCAGCAGCAGGUGCUGUAGACGCUGCUUCGCCUCUUGCCUCCACUGCCGGCGGUCCAGAAGACGUGACGAUGACUUCUGCCGGUGGUCCUUUCUCAAACGCCAAUCCCUUUGGUGCUAGCUCCAGUGCUGGACCCGCAUUUUCUUUGCAGGCACCUUCGCGCGAUGGGUCCAUCGUAUCGCUUGCUCAAACCACAGCUUCGUCGGAAGAUGAUGAUACCCUUCAGCCAUUCUCUGCUCCUUCCGCAACGUACAACCUUGGUCGUCGAACCUCUGUCAGUGCCGAGUCCCUUGCGCCUCUUUCAAGCGCGGGUAAUGAGGCCCCCGCACCAAAGACAGUCAUCCCUAAGACUCCCUUGCAGCUGGAGCGCAUUCGCGCUUCUAUUAAAGGCAACUUGCUCUUCAAUUCCCUCGACUUGGAGCAAGAACAAGACGUUGUCAAUGCGAUGAAGGAAGUUCGCGUGCCUGCGCACGAAUGCAUCAUCAAACAGGGCGAUCAAGGCGACUACUUCUACAUUGUGGAGUCUGGCUCCUUUGAGAUCUACAUCAAGCCUACAGGCGCAGCGUCGAGCGCCGGUGGUUCCGACGACGAUUCUGCGAAUGGAGGUAGACGUGCCGGAGACACCCUCGAUCUGGGCGAUAAGAAGGCUGUGUGCGGGCCCUCUUCCUACUUCGGAGAGCUCGCGCUGCUCUAUGCCCAACCACGCGCUGCCAGUGUCGUGAGCACCGAGCCUUCAAUCGUCUGGGCACUAGACCGCAUCACAUUCCGCUCCAUCGUCAUCGGUGCCAACAGCCGUCGUCGAGCACUCUUCGAGUCGCACUUGAGAAAGGUCAGCUUGUUCGAAACGCUGUCCGACGCCGAGCGCGCAAAGAUUGCCGAUGCGCUCGAGCAACGCGAAGUGCCAGCAGGUACUCGGGUAAUCGAGCAGGGCGAACGUGGCACCGAGUUCUUCAUCAUCCUCGAUGGCCACGCCGAGGUUCAAAAGAGGCGCGAGCAGGAUGGUGUGGAGGAAGCAAUAGGCAAGCUUGCUGAAGGAGACUAUUUCGGGGGUGAGAUUGCAAAAGAUGAGCCUUUCUGGUGCCUGAACACAGUGUUGACCUCUUCUUGCCCCUUAUCGGUUCCGACCAGAACUCGCCCUGCUCAACAACGCACCCAGAGCCGCCUCAAUUGUCGCUUCGUCUCCCGCAUUGCGUCUGGCCACUUUGUCGGAGUCUGCUUUCAAGCGUCUUGUAGGACCUCUAGCUGGCAUCAUGGCGCGACAUGCGCAUGAUCACUACGGUGCUGGCGCGAGUCGUGCUACUCGAGGUGCGAGCCCAAGCUACAGGGCCAGCAACCCCUCUCGUGGCGGAUUGAAUGCGCCUCCGGCCGUUCCAUCAGUUGGCCCCCACGAGAGUGCUAGCUCUGGUCUUGGCGAAGGUACUUGGGUCGGUGGCAUCGGCGCCUCGCCGUUUGGUCAUUGA
This is a messenger RNA of Ceraceosorus bombacis, 1618 nucleotides long. NCBI's taxonomy places the organism in Eukaryota, Fungi, Basidiomycota, Exobasidiomycetes, Ceraceosorales, Ceraceosoraceae. The record is from the annotation of a GenBank genome assembly.